Molecule: messenger RNA, 2163 nt
Organism: Nerophis lumbriciformis (worm pipefish)
Lineage: Eukaryota; Metazoa; Chordata; Actinopteri; Syngnathiformes; Syngnathidae
Source: RefSeq, a predicted model, not a curated record
AUGGCCCAGCAGCAGGAAUUUUUACUGGAGCAUGACACCCAGGAGGAGCAGACUUCAACUGACCUACCUCCAAAAACCUACUUGGAAACAGACAUUGACAUAGUGAGAAGGGAUGACCCGGCACAAGAUGCAGAGAUCAGACCUGACUCGCCACCACCGUUACUGAUGGAUGAGCAAAAUUUGAUUCCACCCCCUCCGAAUUUUUGCCAAGGAUUUGAAAUGAAACGUUUUCUGGAAUUCAAUCACAACUCCCACAGAUACCCCUUCAGAUCCGUCUCUUUGCCCAGAGGCAUCAACAUGGUUUGUGACGAUGGCAUGAACCACAUAGACACCAUCAGCUCAUUGCUAGAGCAAAAAGAAGACCUACGGAAGCGACUUUCCUAUACAACACACAAGCUGGAGCUGCUACAGAGUGAGUUUGACGCCACGCGUCAGUACCUUGAGACCGAGCUGCGUCGUGCUCAAGAAGAGCUGGACAAGUUUACCGAUAAACUACGCAGGAUCCAAAGCAGCUACUCUGCACUGCAGAGGAUAAACCAAGAUCUAGAGGAAAAGAUACACAGAGAUUCGCAGCACCAUGACGACGAAAAACGAGCCUUGAGCAGGGAGAUCAUCGUCUUGAAUAACCACUUAAUGGAGGCAAAGCUCACCAUAGAUAAACUACAAGAGGACAAUGAUGUCUACAGGAAGGAUUGUAACCUGGCGGCUCAGCUUCUACAGUGUAACAAGUCACUUUAUAGGGAUGAGCUCUCUGAGCUCCCUACUGAAUUUCAGGAGCGAUUGACUAUGCACAUGGAAGAAUCUCCGCUCUGCCACACAUACUCGGACUCGGUGUCAGCCUCAUUCAUCGGACAGGUGCUCGAGAAGCCAGAUGAGGCGUGCAGCAGCAGCCAAGCCUCGCGCUCCCCCAGCCCUCACACUCCGGAACACAAUUUUGUUCUAGAGACCUUGGCCCAAGGCGGGCGCCUGGGUCUGCGCGCAGCCUACAAGUCUGAUCUGUACAGCAGUGACACAGCCCUUUACUGCCCCGACGACCGGCACCGGGAGCGUAGACCCAGCAUGGACCUUCACGGCCAGAGGAAGCUUCUUUAUGAACCUCAGAAUUCUACUGACAGCAACCCAGAAGAGUGCUCUGUUGGCUUAAGACCGGGUUUCACCCAGGAGCACUUCGCUGAUUUCCCCCCCAUGGGUGUGGGCUCUAGCUCCUAUUCCAGCUUUAGCGGAGGUGGUUCCGAAGACAAAGCCAACGACCCACCGAGCAGCGCAGCUUCCUCUCCGCACCAUCAUACACUCUACAUGGACUGGAGGGACGCCGGAGACUACGAGAGGAAGAGCGACUCAUCCUGGGAGAGGGAUAGUCCUAGAGGUUUCGGUAACAAUCAUCCUUUCCAGCAGACGGAGAUGAUCCACCAGCAGAACAGCAGCUCACCAGUGUACAGCCGUACCAUGUCCUCUUGUUUUAGCGAGCCUUACGAGCCCCUGCCUCCAUCGUCCUCUCCGAGUGUCGCCUAUGGAGACAGCCGCCGAGGAAGCGCCCUGGCACCCGAUGAGGAGGAGCCGAUUGGAAGAUGGCGCCAGCUCAGCGCCGAGGACUUGAGCUCACACUCCUACCGCAGUCCCGGACGUGCUUCGCCGUACAGCUUCUCUGAGCAGCACUUCUCCGUAAGACCGGCAAAGAUCCGCCUGGGACCGCUCUACAGCAGUUUCCAGGAAGGGGCCGACUACUACCACCAGGAAGGAGCCGGCAUCAUGCCGGAUCCUGGGUGGGUGGCAACCAGUCCAGAGUGCAGCCCGGUGCUCCGCCACGCUCACAGCCAAGCUCACUUAUACGAGGACAGCCAAGGUUCCGAGCACAGCCUUUACCACUCGGGCAACUCUAAAGACCGAGAGGGCAAUGAGGCAUCUGGAGGCCAAAGUGUUGAUUACGGGGAACAAAGCCCCAACAGUUCCACUGAAUCCCUUAACCACCGCUCCUUGGAGAUGGCGGCAGACCUUCAGCACUACCAAGCGGAGAUGCACAACCUUUCCGGCCAGGUAAGCCCGUCGUCACCGCCCCCGGCUCCGCCCCCUCCACCGCCCUACCACCAAAAAUUUGGCUCUCUGGGACUUUCCCGGAAAGACAGCUUGACCAAGGCUCAGCUAUAUGGAACACUCCUCAACUGA